Plenodomus lingam JN3 is the source of this 1008-nucleotide messenger RNA. Lineage: Eukaryota; Fungi; Ascomycota; Dothideomycetes; Pleosporales; Leptosphaeriaceae. The record is from RefSeq and is a predicted model, not a curated record.
AUGUCACGUGAACACGCGCCGAAGCGAUCAGAACGGACAAAAUCUCAAAAAGGAAGAGGACGACCCCCGGGUCCAACGAAGUCUGGUGUCGUCACUAAGACGACUGCGAAACCGAAACGUGCGAGGAAGUCAAAGCCAGUGAAACAAUCGCGAGUAGAUGAGGACGAGGAUGAGCUAUCGAUACUCUCCGCAGAUCAGACGCAACCGUCACAGGUACGAAGGCGCAAAGGGCGUACCGAAGACGAUGCAAUGGCCAAGCCACAGCCCGAAUCGCGCCACAAUUACCUGCAGCUGGAGGCUAGGACGAAGCGCAUAGCACAGGAACAAAUAGACACAUGGCCGCAAGUGCCUCCGCAAGUCUUGGAGCAAGUCGUUGCUGUGAUACGAGAGGCGAAGAAAGACAUUGCCAAUGCGCAACGAGACGAGCGUAGGGUGAUGGCAGCACACAACACACUGAAUCCGCUUGUCAAGAAGCUAUCACGACAACUGGCAACUUCGCGCAUGCCUCCUCAGGCAAAAGACAUUCAUUUCAACAUCGACAAGCUUACGGAGCGCAAUGCACAAGUCUCACGCGAGGUUACCACGGCUCGGCACUCGAAACAGCUGCUUACCGAACAAGUCAAGGUUGCUCAGAGUCUACUGGACAAGGACGAGAACAACUUGGACCAGCUGAAGAGGAACACGAAGAAGUGGCGAGCCGAGUGGAAGCACCAGGAGAAGCGCGGUCGUAUCCAUCCAUUGCUACAGGGCCAGGAUGAUAGCAAGGCCGAAGGCGAUGGGGCUGAGGAAAUCAACCUCAAGCCAACAACGCGCAUGGAUCUAUCGUCAUUGGAGACGGCAGAUGCUGAGCUUACUCCUGUCCUCGCGCAACUCCGGCGCAGCCUUGAGAACAUGCAGGGGAAUCAUGCACAGGUCGAGGGCAUUGACGAGGCCGUAAGCCAUGCUCAGGCAGCGUUGGAUGAUGUGCUUUUCAGGCACGCGACUGCACAGCAGUACGCUACUUUCUAG